Amphibalanus amphitrite is the source of this 3093-nucleotide messenger RNA. RefSeq names its product endothelin receptor type B-like. Bases 1 to 1251 code for a protein of 416 amino acids. The record is from RefSeq and is a predicted model, not a curated record. The transcript is spliced from 7 exons. NCBI's taxonomy places the organism in Eukaryota, Metazoa, Arthropoda, Thecostraca, Balanomorpha, Balanidae. Gene Ontology annotation, biological process: neuropeptide signaling pathway. Gene Ontology annotation, molecular function: neuropeptide receptor activity. Gene Ontology annotation, cellular component: membrane.
AUGUGGCUGCCGCACGUGGUGCGGCUGGUGGAGGAGCUGCAUCAGAGCGGCCAGCUGGCGGCCGGCGGCGCGGCGCUCCUCCAGCCGCGCCUGCGGCCCGUGUUCGCGCGCCUCUGUCCGGCGGUGGUGGCCGCCUACACGGUGGUGGCCGCCGCCGGCAGCGUCACCUGUCUGGCCGCCGCCAGAGCUAUCUAUCGGCGCGGCGCGCCGCCGCCGGCCGGCUGCGGGCCGCUGCUCACCCUGCUGGCCGGCUGCCUGGCCAACUGUCUGCUGGUGCUGCCGCUCACGCUGACCGUGCUGCUGCUGCAGAACUGGGUGCUCGGCAGCACCAUGUGCUACAUGCUGCCCAUUAUGCAGAACAUCCCGCUGACGCUGAUGACGCUGACGCUGCUGCUGAUGACGGUGCGCCAGUACUGCCGACUGCUGCGCCGGCGGCGCUGGCCGGCCAGCAGCCCAAUUUGCCUGCUGGCCGUGUGGCUAGUCUCCAUCUGCGCCGCGCUGCCCUACCUCAUCUACACCGACUACCUGGACAUGGAGCUGUUUUUCGGCGACCUGCGCGGCGUGGGCCUGUGCAUGGUCAAUGUUGGCCGCGGGGUCGGCCCGCUGACCAAGGUCCUGUUUGUCACCACCUACAUCCUGCCGCUGCUGCUGAUGGGUCUCCUCCAGCUGUUCAUAUCGCAGGGACUGGCGGAGCGCCGCUCCGGUCUGCAGGCUCACUCUGAUGACGAGCCGCCGUGCGCCGCUACCGUCGGCACCGUGCACAGGUGCAGUUACGUCACGGACGCGUCACGAGAGACGGACCAGGAGGCGGACGGCCUGGGCGAACCGCGCCGCCACGUCCUCGACCUGGCCGCGGAGGCCGCCGCCCACAAGUACACGCUAGCCAUCACGCUGGCGUACGCCCUCUGCCUCUGCCCGCUGAUGGUGCUGAGAAUUGCUAAGGAAGCCAUCUCGGAGACAUACAACAACUCACACUAUUUCGACAUCAUUUACGUGGUUUUUGUUUGGAUUUGCUUUCUCACAAGCUGCACAACUCCGGCCUUGAUGCUGGUCUGGCACAAACGAAGUGGAGACCCCAAGUUGAGCCUGCGGACGCCGGCGGGGCGUGGCUCAAGGGACGGCCAGCCGGGCCUGCUGGGGACGUCCCAGCGCGAGCGGCGCAAGCACAGCGUCGCCGGCGUCAGCGUGCAGCUGCUGCAGCUGGUGGUUCCCGGCGCCGACACCGGCUACCGGCUGGCCGGGGAGGACUGAGGCGGGAUCCGACCGUACCCACUGCCGCGGGGAGGACUGAGGUCCGAGGACUGACACCGGCUACCCAUCGGCCCGCGAGAUCUGACGUAAAGGUCCGCCCGAUGGCGUCGUCCCGUGCCGUCAUUUAUAGCUGUGUGUCAACAGUGUGGGCUGACGUCGAUAUUGUCUGAGACAUUUUUGUUAGCUAGUGCUACCGAUAGCCGCUGGAUCCAGCAUUGUUUAUUGGUAUCACCCGGAGAUAAUUGUCUGCUGACGUCCAAUUGUCUGCUUUUAAACUUUGAAGCCCGGUGGCUGGCAUCACCAUCAUCAGCUUGGUGGAACCCAUUGACACCUCUGUCUGCUGGUGUCAGCAUCAUCUGCUUUUGUAGCCCGCGGUGUCACCAUUAUCUGCUGGUAAUAGCCGGAGAUAAUUGUCUGGGGAUGUCCAAUUUCAAGCGUGGCAUCACCAUUAUCAGCUAGGUAGAGCCCACUGACACCUCUGUCUGCUGGUGUCAGCAUUGUCUGUAUUUGUAUAGCCUGAUGUUACUAUUAUCUGCUGGUGAAACCCGUUGGAUCCUCUGUCUGCUGGAGUUGCCAGGCGAUUAGCUACUGUUUGCUUAUUUGCUUAUUUGGCAGUUGAUUACUAUUUGCUUAUCUGACCACCGGCUGUUGGUGUUGGUGUACCCGCCGUUUCCACUGUCUGCUGGUGCCACCUUUGUCUGCUGGUGCUACCUUUAUUGGCUGGUGUCACCACUGUCUGCUGGUGUCAUCAUUGUCUGCUGGCGUCACUCAGUGACCACUGUCUGCGGGUGUGUCACUGUCUGCUGGUGUGUCACCCAGUGACCAACCACUGUCUGCUGGUGUGUCACCCAGUGACCACUGUCUGCGGGUGUGUCACCCAGUGACCAACCACUGUCUGCUGGUGUGUCACCCAGUGACCACUGUCUGCGGGUGUGUCACCCAGUGACCACUGUCUGCUGGUGUGUCACCCAGUGAACACUGUCUGCUGGUGUGUCACCCAGUGACCAACCACUGUCUGCUGGUGUGUCACCCAGUGACCACUGUCUGCUGGAGUGUCACUGUCUGCUGGUGUGUCACCCAGUGACCAACCACUGUCUGCUGGUGUGUCACCCAGUGACCACUGUCUGCUGGAGUGUCACUGUCUGCUGGUGUGUCACCCAGUGACCAACCACUGUCUGCUGGUGUGUCACCCAGUGACCACUGUCUGCUGGAGUGUCACUGUCUGCUGGUGUGUCACCCAGUGACCGCUGUCAGCUGGUAUGUCACCCAGUGACAACUGUCUGCUGGUGACGGCUGUUCGUUUGCGCUGACAGCGGUCGCUGUCCGCCGUCACCUGCUGUGGUAAGUUACAUGAGCGGUGUCGGCUGACUGAUGGUAUGUAUAUGUAGUUACACACGUCGACCACGGAGCCCGCUGGGACGGGACAGAGCUCGGCCUCCCCUCCGGAGCAGACCGGUCUGCCGGGAGCAGCGGGGUGGGUUGCCGUCCGCGCCGCGCCGUCCGAAUCAGGCCACCGCUGGACAGACGGCGCGCUCUCUCUGAAUCAUGGCGCCGUCACCCGUCCCGAUAACAGCGGGCUGACGGCGCCGACCCGGUGCUGAGGCACCAUGAGUGGCAUGGUUUCAGAGAAGGGUGUGGUAAUUUUUUGGGUCCGGACAAGGUGUCUCAGUCGGGAAACGUAAUGUCGUGCAGGUGUGAUGCUUACGCAACAUUCUGGCGCUAAAGAAACACUCUAAAAUGCGCCAAGUUAUAGCGCUCAACUGCUGUCACUCUUAUAAAGAAGCCGAGGUCGCGUGCUCUAGCAGCUUAGUGUGAUGAUAUUUGAUAAUACAACUUCCAAAU